AUCGACUACGUUCCCCUACAUUAUGCAGUCUCCUCUCCGCAACGCGACGCGGAGGUUGUGGACAAUCGACAAGUGUUAAAAUACUGAAUUUAUUAAACGAACUGCCGGAGGAAUAUGUUAAAUAGACAGUAAUCUGUCCAGCUGAAGAAACGCACUUUUGUAAUAUUCAAAAGCAGCAAUCCAUCAGUGCACUUUCCAGACCACUGACUGUUCGACAUGCUGUCCAGACUGAGGACAACCUGGUCACUGAGGCCCAGUGUUUCUAUUUGUAGAAGGGCACACACCAAAGAGAAGGGCAAGCCCCUCAUGCUCAACCCUCGCACCAACAAAGGCAUGGCCUUUUCUCUAGAGGAGCGACAGAUUUUGGGGAUACAUGGUCUGUUGCCUCCCAAAGUGGAGACUCAGAACCUUCAGACUUGGCGCUUUCAGAAUAAUCUCAAGAAGAUGACUGACCCUCUACAAAAGUACAUCUACCUGAUGGGCAUCCAGGAAAGGAAUGAGAGACUUUUCUAUAGGGUAUUGAUGGAAGGCAUAGAGGAACUGAUGCCAAUAGUCUACACUCCUACUGUAGGCCUGGCCUGCACACAGUAUGGAAACAUCUUUAGAAGGCCCAAAGGCCUGUUCAUCUCCAUCCUAGACAGAGGACAUGUCCGCUCCAUCCUGGACAACUGGCCCGAGACCAAUGUAUCAGCAGUAGUAGUAACUGAUGGAGAGCGUAUUUUAGGGUUAGGAGACCUUGGUGUUUAUGGAAUGGGUAUCCCUGUUGGCAAACUUUGCCUGUACACUGCCUGUGCUGGCAUUAGACCUGAGAAAUGUCUACCGGUGGUGAUCGAUGUUGGCACAGACAAUGAGACCCUCCUUAAGGAUCCGCUGUACAUGGGCCUGUACCAGAAGCGAGACCGCUCUCAAGCCUAUGAUGAUCUGAUUGAUGAAUUCAUGGAAGCUGUAGUGGACAAAUAUGGGCACGGCACACUAAUCCAAUUUGAGGACUUUGGGAACCACAAUGCCUUCCGCUUCCUUAGGAAGUACAGGGAGAAAUACUGCACCUUCAAUGACGAUAUCCAAGGCACUGCGGCUGUAGCCCUUGCUGGUCUGUUAGCAGCUCGGAGAGCUGUUGGUAUACCCAUCACUGAGCAGCGGGUACUUUUCUUAGGAGCUGGAGAGGCUGCCCUUGGUAUUGCCAAUCUGAUUGUCAUGGCCAUGAUGGAGACAGGGCUGGCUCAGGCUGAGGCCAGGAAAAAGAUCUGGAUGUAUGAUAAAGAUGGCUUACUAGUAAAGGGCAGACCACAAGAAUCGGACAUUGAUCAGAAGCCAUUUGUUCAUGACAGUCCAGGGAAUAUAGAGAGCUUCUUAGAUGCUGUCAACACCAUUAAACCCACAGCUAUCAUUGGUGUGGCAGGAGCUGGGCAUCUGUUCACCCAUGAUGUCAUCAAGGCCAUGGGAACUCUGAAUGAACGACCAAUCAUCUUUGCUCUGAGUAACCCAACCAAUAAAGCAGAGUGCACAGCAGAGGAAGCCUACACACUCACUGAUGGUAGGUGUCUUUUUGCCAGUGGCAGUCCAUUUAGUCCAGUGACUCUGAGCGAUGGCCGUGUCUUCACUCCUGGACAAGGGAACAAUAGUUACAUCUUCCCAGGUGUGGCCCUGGCUGUGAUCCUGAGUGGAGUGAGACACAUCAGUGACACAGUAUUCUUAGAGGCUGCUAAGACCCUUGCAGAGCAGGUGACAGAUAAAGAACUCAAAGAAGGGCGACUCUAUCCUCCCCUUUCCAACAUCAGAGAGGUCUCUCUCCAGAUGGCUGUUAAAGUGGUGGAGUAUGUCUAUGCUAAGGGCAUGGCAUUCCACUACCCUGAACCUAUGGACAAGAAUGGCUUUGUACGUGCAACUGUCUGGAACACCGACUACGACUCCUUCCUGCCGGACACCUAUGACUGGCCAGGUGUCAGCUUCAGUCCCAAGACUAGUUAGAAGUAAAACAGACCCUCACUGUGCCCCAUGUCAUAAUGUCACUCUCUUCUUUUGCUCUCCACUUUAUUCUUAAUGGCAGAUCUUUUGACGUGACUGUAGUUAUCUUAGUGCAGACUUUCUAAUGUAAAAAGGCUGUACAGGUUCCUUACUGCUGCCAUGUCACUGCAUUUGCACUACACCAUUCUUGCUAUAUUUGUUAAAAAGUAGAGUGGAAAGUGGCACUUGAAGGAGAAGGGCAUUGAGUGGAAAUGGUCCCCAGUGUCCCAUGUAAAUGUAGACAGCACCAGGAGGGCCAUCUAGUGGUGGAUAGAGGCAAUGUGGAAAUGUGGUUUCUUUAAGACCUUCUUUGUUUUGAGAACAAAAUUUAUAUUUAGGAAAUUAUAUUGAAACGUGUUGUGUAUUAUGCUCAGUAGCAAUAGUUGUGCCACUGCAGCAGGUUAAAGUACAGAAUAGUAGACAUAACUCUAGAUUUUGUGCUGUCAUGCAGGAAAUAUAACAUGCAAUAUUGUCAUUUUCACCCAUUUUAAAGGGUAAAUUUGCACUCCAUAUUUAAAGUAAUGGUUCUGUUUUAUUUUUGUUGUUUUGUACACCACCAAUGCUUGAUUGUAAGUUUGAUCAAAACUGAACACUCCAUUCACUGCUACUACUAGCUGUCAGACUUAAAGCACAGAUUUUAAAAUGGAGUACAGAGUUCUACACUGCCUUUUUCCACACCAGAUGUGUUUAAAAUGUAUGCUUGAAGCCUUAAAGGAUUAAAAUGUUGAGCCUUUCUUUGCAAACCAAGACAGAAAUAGAGGGACCAGUGUAAGUCGGGAGGGAUGGAGUGAGUACUUAAUGAGACAUCAGAACAAAAAGAAGGGAAACUAAAUAAAAUUUAUUUCUAAAAAACUCCUUCACCUAGACGGCACUCAUGAAACCAACAUUCACUUUUAAAUGCUCUAAUUGCAUUGUAUUUAUUUGAAGUUAUUUUAUUUUAAUUUUGGGGGGUAUAUUUAGAUCCAUCCAUCCAUUUUCUUCCGCCUGUCUGAGAUCUGGUCAUGGUGGCAACAGGUAGCCCAGACAUCCCUCUCCCCGGCAAUGCUUUUCAGCUCCUCUGGUGGGAUUCCAAGGCAUUCCCAGGCCAGAUGAGAUAUAUAAUUUCUCCAGCAUGUUCUGGGUCGAUUCCAAGGUCUCCUAUCAGUUGGACAUGCCCGGAAAACCUCCAAAAGGAGGCACACUGGAGGCAUCCUGAUAAGCUGAACCAAGUCAACUGGCUCCUCUCAAUGUGAAGGAGCAGUGGUUCUACU
Monopterus albus (swamp eel) is the source of this 3254-nucleotide messenger RNA. It is a transcript of the gene me2, whose product is annotated as malic enzyme 2, NAD(+)-dependent, mitochondrial. Bases 217 to 1968 code for a protein of 583 amino acids. The record is from RefSeq and is a predicted model, not a curated record. NCBI's taxonomy places the organism in Eukaryota, Metazoa, Chordata, Actinopteri, Synbranchiformes, Synbranchidae. The transcript has 15 exons. Gene Ontology annotation, cellular component: mitochondrion. Gene Ontology annotation, biological process: pyruvate metabolic process; malate metabolic process. Gene Ontology annotation, molecular function: malate dehydrogenase (decarboxylating) (NADP+) activity; NAD binding.